AUGACUUCCUCAAUGUCCUCACGUCAAGGGGCUUUAACAAGGGCUACUAACCGUCUUCCGAGUAAUUUUGACGAUAGCGAAGACUUAACAUUGUCCCACGUAGAGCUUCCCUAUGAUGAAGUCAACCGCAUUUCCUACGUCAAUACGCCAAGAAAAAGGAUCACGGAUGCAACAUUUGCCAUUCAGUUUGAAAUGGAAAACAUCCCGACAGCACUGGAUAAGUAUAGUGAAGAAGCGGAUCAUCUCGAUUCUAACAUCCCAUCAGUAGAGGAUGCAUGUGAGAGAAUUAAUGCAAGCACCGAGAAAACACUUGAGCUACUUGAUAGGGCGGCAUGUUGUCUCUUUAAGCUCUUCAAACUAAAGAACGCUUUAGAAGAUGCAAAAAACAACGUUUCGAGUAGCACAAAUUCCAGUACUCCAGCAGUAAACCUGCCACCUAUCGCUGUUUCAAAAUUCAGCGGAAAACUAUGA
Angiostrongylus costaricensis is the source of this 471-nucleotide messenger RNA. NCBI's taxonomy places the organism in Eukaryota, Metazoa, Nematoda, Chromadorea, Rhabditida, Metastrongylidae. The record is from the annotation of a GenBank genome assembly.